AUGGAUCAAAUUUUCCAACAAACCAAAGACUACUUUGAACAAUUAGAUCAAGUCAAGGAAAAGAUUCAAUCAUGUACUCGUGAUUUGGAUGAACCUUUGGCUCUCUUGCAAGGAAUUUUCCACAAGAUUCAUCAAAAUAAGUCAAAUUAUAAGGAACAUAUCACCGAAUUGUGUUCAUCAUCCAAUCAAUACAUUCAAAAAUGUUCGGAAUCUUUGAUGAGACUCUCGGAAUCAAUUCCAGAAAAUAGUUAUUACAAGUAUUAUAAUAUGUGGCAAUAUAGACUUUCCAAUUUAUGUUCAUUGAUUGCUUUAAAGCACUUUUUGACAAAGGAUUUGGAAGAUGAUUUGGAUCACGCUUUGAUUACCAAAGAUCAAGUUGAACAAUUGUUAGGAAUUGAUAAGAUGAAGAAUUUCUAUCUUCCAUUAGAAGAUUAUUUAUAUGGAUUGUGUAAUUUAUUCUCAGAAUUGAAUAGAUAUUGUGUAAAUUGUGUAAUUAGAUUGGACUUUGCCAAACCAUUCCAAAUUAAGGAAUUUUUGACUCAACUCUAUGAUGGUUUUAAAUUAUUGAAUUUAAAGAAUGACUCACUCAGAAAACGAUUCGAUGCUAUCAAGUAUGAUGUAAAGAGAUGUGAAGAAAUUGUCUAUGAUUUAUCAAUCAGAGGAUUAAACCCAAGUGGCAAAUCAGUUAAUAUCAGUGCUGAUAUUAAUCCAAUAACCAAAAAUUUGGAUGAUAAUACCAUGCAACAAGAUCAAUAA
Molecule: messenger RNA, 756 nt
Organism: Naegleria gruberi
Lineage: Eukaryota; Heterolobosea; Eutetramitea; Acrasida; Naegleriidae
Exons: 2
Coding region: 1-756 (251 amino acids)
Biological process (GO): RNA metabolic process
Cellular component (GO): cytoplasm; nucleus
Molecular function (GO): single-stranded DNA binding; sequence-specific DNA binding; RNA binding
Source: RefSeq, a predicted model, not a curated record